CUCGUACCUGGCUGAGUCUUAAUCGCAUCUCUGGUUCUCGACUUCGUCAGCAUCCCUAUUCCUUUUUUCCUUGACCAACUCAGCCUUGUGAGCCAUCAUCAUGACUCAAGUUGAUAACUCGGACGCCGUCCAGGAUGAGUACGAUGAUAUGCCUGGAGGCCCCGGGGCACCAAUACCAGUCUCGCAAUUGGUGGGGCUUGCCGGAUUGACCGACAGAGACAUAAAACUCGUCGUUGAAGGCGGAUUUCACACCGUCGAAUCAAUAGCGUACACUCCGCGACGGACCCUCGAGCAGAUCAAGGGAAUUUCAGAAGCCAAGGCAUCCAAGCUGCUGAACGAAGCAAUGAAACUGGUCCCCAUGGGCUUCACCACUGCCACCGAAAUGCAUGCACGAAGAAGCGAGCUCAUCUCCAUCACUACCGGCUCGAAGAACCUCGAUCGCUUACUGGGAGGGGGUGUUGAGACCGGCUCCAUCACUGAGAUAUUUGGUGAAUUCAGAACGGGAAAGAGUCAGAUAUGCCAUACAUUGGCUGUUACUUGCCAAUUGCCUUUUGACAUGGGCGGCGGAGAAGGCAAGUGCCUCUACAUCGACACUGAAGGCACGUUCAGACCUGUUCGUCUGCUCUCGGUUGCCAACCGUUAUGGCUUGGAGGGCGAAGAAGUCCUCGACAAUGUCGCAUAUGCACGAGCGUACAACUCUGAACACCAACUGCAGCUUCUACAGCAGGCUUCACAGAUGAUGUGUGAAACACGGUUUUCGCUCCUCAUUGUCGACUCUGCCACGUCACUGUACCGGACUGACUACAACGGUCGAGGAGAAUUGUCGUCCAGACAGUCACACAUGGCCAAAUUCUUGCGCACCUUACAGCGGCUCGCAGAUGAAUUUGGAAUCGCCGUGGUCAUCACCAAUCAAGUGGUUGCACAGGUCGACGGAGGGCCCAGUGCCAUGUUCAAUCCUGACCCCAAAAAACCCAUUGGUGGUAACAUCAUUGCUCAUGCAAGUACCACGCGACUCAGUCUGAAGAAGGGACGGGGUGAAACCCGUAUCUGCAAGAUCUACGACAGCCCGUGCCUGCCCGAGAGUGAUACUUUGUUCGCGAUCUACGAGCACGGUAUUGGUGACCCCCAGCCGAAAGACGACAAAGAGUGAACAACAGCAACAGGAGAAGAUGUACAAUUAUCGAGACGAUUCAUUGGCCAUGCUUUAUGUACCGGGUAUAGCGAUCGGCGUUCACAGGGUGGGAGGAGCUGCAAUGAGACUGUUACAGACAUGCAAGGACAACGAUCGGCGAGGGCAUACAAUAUCAAAAGGCCAAGAUCUUUUCGGAGUCGACGGCAACGAUGGGAUCGAGCUAAGCAUCAUAGCGGAUAAGUGGUGUGGUAGUCUAAAAGCCAAUAGAAGGCGAACUAUUUGAGAGUGCCCAGCUGAACAGGCGACAUGUUGA
Messenger RNA from Exophiala oligosperma, 1445 nucleotides. Its product is annotated as DNA repair protein rhp51. Gene Ontology annotation, biological process: reciprocal meiotic recombination; chromosome organization involved in meiotic cell cycle; double-strand break repair via homologous recombination. The record is from RefSeq and is a predicted model, not a curated record. Gene Ontology annotation, cellular component: condensed nuclear chromosome. Gene Ontology annotation, molecular function: DNA strand exchange activity; single-stranded DNA binding; double-stranded DNA binding. The transcript is spliced from 4 exons. The coding region runs from base 101 to 1150 and encodes 349 amino acids. NCBI's taxonomy places the organism in Eukaryota, Fungi, Ascomycota, Eurotiomycetes, Chaetothyriales, Herpotrichiellaceae.